AUGCUCUUACAGGCUCCACGAUUUGCUCCACGAGAAGCUCCACAGGAAGCUCCACGACCGCCUCCUCGUCUGACUCUUCCACGAGAUGUUCCACCACCAACAAUUGAAGAACACAUCGUUGGUAUUAGAGAUGGUCCCAAUGCGUCUGCGGAGCCGUUCCAUAUCAAAAACGCUGCUUUUGAAGACCCGAAGAACAUCGUCAAUGCCGAGAUGUAUGUGUCUGAUGCACUUGAAUACCUCGGCAAUCAAGAGGCACACUCGCCCACUGGAGCGUUCGUGAUGGAGGAGGAUAUGCUUAGCAGUCACGGUAGUCAGAGGCGACCAGAGGUGAAACCCUACUAA
Molecule: messenger RNA, 342 nt
Organism: Cooperia oncophora
Lineage: Eukaryota; Metazoa; Nematoda; Chromadorea; Rhabditida; Trichostrongylidae
Source: the annotation of a GenBank genome assembly